UCGGAGCGACGAGGAACACCAAAAAAGGAUUACUUUAGAUUAAUAAUUUUUCAUUUUGAAUGUGAAAUAGUCAAAUAGAGUAAAAUGAGAAGGGCAUAAUUCAGCUAAACAGUCAUUAAGAAAGAACAAUGGCAUCUGAGAGAGACAAACAGAGGACUGCAUCUAUGCCUGCAGUGUGUGAGCGGAGGAUUGUGCUGCUGGGCAAAACUGGGUUAGGAAAGAGUGCCUCAGGAAACACCAUCCUGGGGAGAAAAGUGUUUGAAUCAGAGUUCUCAUUUGAAUCUGUGACUCAAGUGUGUGCUACAGAGUUGAAACACACAAACAACAUACUAGUUAGUGUUACCGAUACUCCAGGGUUAUUUGAUACCGGAAAGUCUAAUGAAGAGCUGAAAGUUGAGAUAGAAAGGUGUUUUCAGUUGUCCAAACCUGGGCCUCAUGUCUUCCUGCUGGUGAUCAGUUUAGAUGUGAUAUUCACAGAGGAGGAGAGGAAAGCAGUGAAGUGGAUCCAGGACAACCUUGGCACAGAAGCAUUAAUACAUUUUACCAUAGUGCUCUUCACCCAUGGAGAUGUGCUGGAGGGGAAAAAAGUGGAGGAUUUUGUAGGUAAAAGUGAUGCUCUCUCAUCUAUUGUGGAACAAUGUCAGGGUAGAUAUCAUGUUUUUAUCAAUGUGAGGAAAGACCAGAAUCAGGUCCCGGAGCUCCUGAAGAAGAUAGAGGACAUGGUACAGAGGAAUCAGAGCACUCGAGGGGGAUACUACACUGGUGAGAUGUAUGAGGAGGCUCAGAGAGCAAUCAGACAACAUGGCCUACGGGAGAGGAGCAGGACAAAGAGUGGACCCUCUACUCCCUUAUGUAAUGAACCGGAGAGUUUUACAGAAGAAAGGAGCAAGAGACAGAAAGAUGAGAAAGAGCUACAGGAGGAGAUAAAGAAGGAAAAGGCUUUUGAGGAAAAAGCAAGGGAGGAGAAGAGGAUGAGAGAGGAAGCAGACAGGAAGGCCAAGGAAGAGAGAAAGAAAAGACAAAAUGCACAGAAAGAGGAUUACAGAAGAAAGCUUGAGAAAGAGCUACAGGAGGAGAAGAAGGUAAAAGCUGUUGAGGAAAAAGCAAAUCAGGAGAAGAAGAUGAACGAGGCAGCAGAGAGGGAGGAGAUUAAGUAUGGAGGGAGAUACUACACAGAGGCUUAG
Messenger RNA from Alosa alosa (allis shad), 1184 nucleotides. RefSeq names its product GTPase IMAP family member 7-like. NCBI's taxonomy places the organism in Eukaryota, Metazoa, Chordata, Actinopteri, Clupeiformes, Clupeidae. Gene Ontology annotation, molecular function: GTP binding. The coding region runs from base 129 to 1184 and encodes 351 amino acids. The transcript is spliced from 4 exons. The record is from RefSeq and is a predicted model, not a curated record.